AUGGCUCAUACUAGGGUUGAAGAAAACCCAGGUGAAUUUAGAGUUAACGAUGAAAUUUUAUUUUGUAAUUUUUGUGAUCACUCAAUAGACUGGGUACGAAAGUUGACAGUUGAUGACCAUCUUAAUA
Messenger RNA from Racocetra fulgida, 127 nucleotides. Lineage: Eukaryota; Fungi; Glomeromycota; Glomeromycetes; Diversisporales; Gigasporaceae. The record is from the annotation of a GenBank genome assembly.